Molecule: messenger RNA, 2739 nt
Organism: Scedosporium apiospermum
Lineage: Eukaryota; Fungi; Ascomycota; Sordariomycetes; Microascales; Microascaceae
Exons: 4
Coding region: 1-2739 (912 amino acids)
Biological process (GO): monoatomic ion transport; transmembrane transport
Cellular component (GO): membrane
Molecular function (GO): monoatomic ion channel activity
Source: RefSeq, a predicted model, not a curated record
AUGCCCAUCCGCGUUAAGCUAAAGAAGCUACCGGCGCCCCGAGCGCCGUCUCCCGGCCCGUCUGGCUUUGUUUAUGUCGAGCUGCCUGACAUUCGUGAAGGCGAUAGCUUCCGAGAUGUUAUCAAGAAGUUUUCUCGUUACUUCUCUGCUAUUAUCACUCUGCCGCACACGUUUGAGCAGUUGAGGACUUCUUCAAGUGAACUUCGUUCGCUAGUCGACCAUCUGGCCUUGAACUGCUCCAAUCCGACCAUCGUGAAUGCCUUGCUGGCAUUGAAAUGGCACUAUGUCGCCGACGACAAGACCCGCGACCUCAGCGCGUCUCGCGCACAUGCUUGUGAGAUCGUCGCCUGGAGGUUCUUGUCUCGUCUGUCCGAGAGAGAAGCAGUAGACUACUGUCUAUACGAGAUCCCCGAACUCGAGGAACCCGAACCCAUUCCCGACACCAUUCCGGAGGAGUCCACUAGUACCGAACACUCUCCUCUUCUUCCUCGCUCCAAUGGUGGCUCCUACGGCAGACGGUCCAUGGCCACCACUGUCAACUCUGUUAAACGCGGUCAACUUUUGCAAUCCCUCUCGCGUUUGACGGCCAGUUUCAGUGUUGAGGAGGGUGAGGAAGUGGAAGAGGAUCCAACUGCACCCUUCCGCGGCCUCAAUGCCCUCGAGAUAGCCGCCAUCUCAAACUCCAAGGAAUUCCUCGGUCAAGCCGUUGUCCAGAAGAUUAUUACCGCCAUUUGGAAUGGUGAUAUAAUUUUCUGGGACAGACUCGACGUCUUGGCCGUCAAGAAGCCGAGGUACUAUAACCCUGCAACGGCUGACCCCUUCUCCCGCUUGCGUGUCCCUAAAUAUCUCAAGGCUUGGGAGAUCGUCUUUUUCCUCGGCUUCAUGGCUAUUUACUACACCGUACUUGUGGAGCGUGACGUCGACGUCAUUACUCGCGCCGAAUAUGUUCUUUACAUCUGGCUUGCCGCAUUCUUGUACGAUGAGAUCAGCGCCUGGAACGAUGCCGGUUCCAUGUUUUACACCUCCGACCUCUGGAACGUAUUUGACAUGAUCAUGAUUAGCCUUGGUAUCACCUUUGCUAUACUCAAGAUAAUUGGUAUCAUCACGCAUAAUCAGCAGGCAGUCGAAGUUGCCUUUGACAUAUUCGCCUUGGAAGCUCUGUUCAUGGUGCCUAGAAUCUGCUCGUUCCUUAGCUUGAGCCCUUACUGGGGCACACUGAUUCCCUGCUUCAAGGAGAUGGGCAAAGACUUUGUCAAAUUCAUGAUUUUGGUCAUCAUCAUCUACUGCGGCUUCCUUACUACCUUCUCCCUCGUCGGGCGAAACACGUUUACCUUUGCGAAUAUGACCAUGAUUCUUACCAAAAUCUUCUUCGGCUCGAGCGGAACCGGUAUCGAGAUUAUGGACGACAUUGACCCCGUCUUCGGCCCGCCGCUCAUGCUCCUCUUCAUCUGUCUCAGCUCCUUCCUCCUUACCGGCUCCCUCACCGGUAUGCUGUCCAAUAGCUUCUCCCGCGUCAUUACCCAGGCUAGGUCGGAAUACCUCUUCGUUUACAGCAUCUAUGUGCUCGAGGCGUCCACGAGCAACCGCCUGACCCACUUCCUGCCGCCCUUGAACCUGGUUUCCCUCAUCAUCUUCCGACCCCUUCGCUUGUUUUUCCACUCAGCCACCAAGUUCCGCGCCGGCCGCAUCGCCCUGCUCAAGAUCACCCACCUCCCCAUUGUCGGCGUUAUCAAGCUGUAUGAGUCGAUCCGCUGCAGGAACAUUCAGGACGAGUUCGCCGGCUUUAGGGGCCCCACCUUCAGCCAGGAGGAUACGCUGCGGGCGAGCCUCCACAAGCAGCCGUCCUCAGCGGACAGCAAAUCUGCGGAGGCGGACGCCAAGGAGAGCUCGGCCAAUGACGGGAGCUUGGUGCUCUCGCAGAUGGAGACGAGGGUGAACGAGAUGGCGAGCAAGAUUGACCGACUAACUUUAAUUCUGUUGACUAUGCAGGAGAAGCAGGAAGAGCAUCAACAGCAGCUGCAGCGCGAGAAAGAGGAGAGAGAAAAGAAGGAAAAGGAAAAGGAGGAGAGAGAGCAGAAAGAAAAGGAAGAGAGGGAGCAGCGGGAGAAGGAAGAGAAAGAGAAGCGAGAGAAGGAAGAAAGAGAGCUAAAGGAAAAGGAAGAGAAGGAGGCAAGGGAGAAGAAGGAGAGAGAGGAGAGGGAACAGAAGGAGAAGGAGGAAAGAGAGCAGAGAGAAAAGGAAGAGAGGGAGAAGCAGGAGAAAGAAGAGAAGGAAAGGAAGGAGAAGGAGGAAAGAGAGCUAAAGGAAAAGGAAGAGAAGGAGAAGAAGGAGAAAGAGGAGAAAGAGCUAAAGGAAAAGAAGGAGAGAGAGGAACAGGAGCAGAAGGAAAGAGAGGAGAAAGAAAAGAAGGAGAGGGAAGAGAGAGAGUUGAAGGAAAAGGAGGAAAAGGAGAAGAAGGAACGGGAAGAGAAGGAGAAGAAAGAAAAGGAGGAGAGAGAGCUGAAGGAAAGGGAGGAGAAAGAAAUGAAAGAGAGGGAAGAGAGGGAGCUGAAGGAGAAGGAGGAAAAGGAAAAGAAGGAGAGGGAGGAAAGGGAACAGAAAGAGAGGGAAGAAAAGGAAAAGGAAGAAAGAGAGUUGAAGGAAAAGGAGGAGGCUGAAAAGAAGGAGAGAGAAGCGAAGGAACAGGAGGAACGGGAGCAGAAGAAGGACCACGACGACCAGAAGCCCGAUGACGAAUAA